UUUCGCGACUGAUACGACAUCAACAACAACAACAACAACAACAUCGACGACCACAAUACUGUUAUUAUUAAAAACAUUACUAUCGUCUCCGUUUGUCGUUUCGGCGUUGACACGAUCGCCGCCGCCGCCGUCGUCAAUCCGCAGGGUCGUCCGUCCUACUGGGCAGCCCUUUGCGCGCGCACGUGUGCGUGCGCGCUUGUGCUUGUCGCCGCCGCCGCCGCCGCCGCCGACUCGACGUGCUCCUCUCGCUCCGGCGACGCGCGGCGCUCGUCGUCACACACGGACACCGAACGUCGACGUUCGGACGUGCACGUUAUUCGCCGCCGUGGCGUCGUCCCACUUCCGACGGUAGCCGUUGGUCACUGUUAUUCGCUCCCGUCGUCGCUGCUCGCGUGCGAGAAAUCCUCGUCACUCCGCUCGCGCACUCUUAGCACCGAUGGCCGUGCGCGCCCCAGCCAAAAAUGACUGUAGCUGCGAGCAGACUAGCUUACAUUUACAUGCUGAAAUUGAAAAUUUAAAACAAAAACUAUUAGAAAGAGAAAAUCACAUCGUCAACAUGGAGACUAAUUUUCUUUGUGAAGCUGAAAAAUUUCCUCAUGGCGAAUAUGCUGCGUUAACAGAUGAAAUAUUAAUAUGGCAAGACAAAUAUUCUAGAUUAUUAGAAUCACAUAAGAGAGUUCAACGUGUUAACCAAAGUCUUGAAGAUAAAUUAUUGUUACUUGUUGACAAAACUGAAUCAGAAAAGAAUGUAUUAAACUCAGAAAUUACAAUAAUAUCUCAAAAACUGGUUGACCAACAAUUUCAACUGAAUCAAUUGAAUGAUGAAAAUGAGAGGUAUAAAAACGAUCUUAAUAUUGCCAUCCAGUUACUUCAGUGUAAACCAUCCCAUUUUGUUUCUCAAAAAUAUGAUAACCUACCAAGUGAAAUACAAUCCAAAGUUCGAAGUUAUAUUUUUAGCAAACAACGUAGAAUGUCAGAUGGCAAUGGUAACAUAGCACAGAAAUCAGAAGGAAAAACUAUAAAAGUACCAAUUCCUACAUUUCCUCCGACAGCAAUGGUUUAUUCAUUGAGUAAUGAUAAAGAAAUAAAGUCAUCAAAAGAUGCUGAAGAAGGUUCAGCGCAACCUGUGAACAGUGUUUCAGCAGCAAUCUUAGCAAAAGUUCUAGAAGAAAGAGUCAAAGAGCGGUUAACUCAACGACACUGUUCUACUUGUUCAUGUUCUAACAAGAGUGGCGAUCUUAAUACAGACCAACAAGAAUGCCAUUCACCUCAAACUGAUUCCUCUGAUAAGCGAGUUCGCACCUUCACUAAAUAUAGUAAACAACCAAUGACUACUAAAAGUUCAGAGUCUCUAGUAUCAGAACCCGAAUUGUCAUCAUAUUUUGAAAACUCUGUAUCUUUAACAGAUUCCUCUGAUAGUGGACUAAAAUUAUCAGCUCGGUCUAGAUUAUGUUCAGUACGCUUACAAGAAGGAAGUAAUAAUAUAUUGUUAGAUAACGCUGCGACACCGUAUACAGGUCCUAUACUUUAUAAAAGCCGUUCGUCUAGUGGCGAGUACGAUGAACCUUUGGUACACUCACAAAAAUUGAUUGACCGUAACAUCCAUGCAAAUGAACACACACGCAUAUUGAUUUCAGAUGAGGAAAUAAUUUAAAAAAGUUAUACAUUUGGUAAGAAUAUGAGUGAAUGUGAUUUGUUUGACAAUAAUUAUAUUAGGUGAUUAAUAAAAUUAAAUAUAUCUAAUAUUAUAUUAUUUAUUAUAUAUUAUGUUAUAUUUAUUAUGACUACUAUAUAAUAAUUAUAAAGUAUUGUUGUUUAGCGUGAAAUUUUUUUUGCGCUAUCGCUAUAAUAAAUUUUAAAUUGCCUGAUACUAUAUUAUAUUAUAAUAUACCAAUUUAUCAACAAAAUGCUUAAUUUGUUAAACUAUACAUAUUUUUUGAACCAUGAAAUUCUAGUUUUAAAAUUAUUUUUUUUGUAUCAAUAAAUAAACAACAUAACAAUUAAAUUCUUUAGUAAGCUAACCUUGAUUUUUCCUUAAAUUAUAGUUUUAUUCGAAAUCAUCUGUUUUUAGAAUUUUUAAAUAUACUUAAAAAACAUAUUUUCAAUUCUUAAGAUUUUUUUUUAUAAUAUUUGUCUAGUGUCCUAUGGAAUUAUGAAUAUCUGUUUUUAAAUGACAACCCCUUUUUACUACCAAAAAUUAUUUAGUGGAUCAUUAUUCUAAAAAUGUUAUUGUAUUAAAAUAAAAUUUGAACGAGUAAUUUUUCAAUUUUGUAUUCUAAGGAGAAUGAUUUUUAAGCAAUUUAUAAAUUAUAAUUAAUAAAAGUUUAUAUUUCCACAGGAAACUCUUUAAGUAAUACAUCAAAAUCUAAGAAAUUGAAAUAUGUUCAUUAGGUAUGCUAAAAUAUUUUCAUAUACGGAAUUAAAAUAAAUUCAUUGUUAAAGGAAAAAUCAAAGAUGAGGGUGUUUCAGGUUUCUAUAUUAUGAUUGUUAUUUUACCCAUAAGUUGAUUAAUUGUUGUCCUUAUUAACAUGUUUCACGCUAAAUGAUGAUAGUACAAUAUUUUUAAAUCAAAAUUAGACCACAUAUUUUCACUCAUGUCAUCUCAACUAUUUCGCCAAUUUAUGUCAUCUGGAAAAAAACUAUAAAAUUAUGUAUACAAUUUUAAAAUUAUAAACAUUUUUAUCAAUGUUUAAAAUAACUAUUAUAACGCUGGAAAAUUGAUUUACAGGUACUGACCAGACUGCAUUAUUGUAUUUUAAAAUAUUGGUUUGAUUAUACUAAAGAUAAUAAUAAAACCAAAAAUUACUAUUUUACUCUAUAUUUUAUUUAUUUAGAAUAUAAUAUAUUAUAAUAUGUAAUGCAAUUUUUAUAAAUGACAUUAAAGUGAUUCAUUUACAAAGUAUAAGACAAAUAGUGUUAUAUUUAUUUCUAUCUAAAGAUUAAGGAAUAAUACUUAAGACAAAAAUGUAUAAAAAAUAUUUUAGUUAUUAAAAUUAUUACUCAUUUUUGUUUUA
Molecule: messenger RNA, 3014 nt
Organism: Rhopalosiphum padi (bird cherry-oat aphid)
Lineage: Eukaryota; Metazoa; Arthropoda; Insecta; Hemiptera; Aphididae
Exons: 6
Coding region: 437-1654 (405 amino acids)
Source: RefSeq, a predicted model, not a curated record